Molecule: messenger RNA, 2691 nt
Organism: Lachancea lanzarotensis
Lineage: Eukaryota; Fungi; Ascomycota; Saccharomycetes; Saccharomycetales; Saccharomycetaceae
Gene: RRN6
Product: LALA0S01e12332g1_1
Exons: 1
Coding region: 1-2691 (896 amino acids)
Biological process (GO): nucleolar large rRNA transcription by RNA polymerase I
Cellular component (GO): RNA polymerase I core factor complex
Molecular function (GO): RNA polymerase I general transcription initiation factor binding; RNA polymerase I transcription regulatory region sequence-specific DNA binding
Source: RefSeq, a predicted model, not a curated record
AUGGACAGAGGUGUUUUUCUGCCGUUCAAGAAAAAUGUUGGUGUUCAACUUGGACCAGGCAUCAGAAACUCAGCUUUAUACGUUCCUGUGACAGAAAAGUCGCAACAGGCUGAGUCGAAAUGGAUAUUAGGCACUGCCGAUAAAGAAGCAGCUGGUGGUGAGAACCUGUGGCUGGCAGUUAAUGAAAAACGGAAAUUUCUAGACAUCGAAAAUGACGUCAAAACCAAAUUUGGAGAGAUCAAUGACGAUGAGCUUAUACAAUCGACCAGUGACAGUGAACAAGAAAGCAUUGGCUCACUGGUAGAUAGUUCUAGCUCACUGAGGCUUUUUAGAAGCGUAAGGAUGCUUUCGGACUAUGCCUACGAAGUGAGGGUCGACAGUCCAGUUGCACCUCUAACAUUUUGUCCCCACCAGGUGUUAGACGUUCCUGAAGGUUUGAAUACGAGUAAUACACUGCAGGCAGUUGAGGAUGAGCAAUCAUCUGAAAGAAAGCUCGCUACGGCUAGAGACGGUAUACUCUCCGGCCUGAAAUUUCGAUCGCGGAUAAUCGAUCCCAGUGAUGUAGCCGACUUCACCAUUGGAUUUAUACACACUACCAAUGAUCUCCGGAUAAACAAUGAUGCCCAUCAAGUCAUUGCAUACGCUUCCGGCGAAACUCGCAGCAUAAUAUAUUUCAGUAUGGUCAAGUCGGACAAUACCACAGCAUUACCAUUAUCGAUUGGUUCAGCUUCUAGCUAUAAUUUGCAUUCAAAAAUCAAAAACAUUGUCAUUCCUGAUUUCUCUUCUAUUCUUAAUAGAGCUUCCGAUAUUAUCGCGGUGCUUACCGCAAAUUCUCUUUAUGCCUUCAAAAUCAGAUCUAUUGAGAAGUCAACGGGCGCGAUGUCGAUCGAAAAAUUGGGUCCUUAUCCGUUCAGCAUUUUAGAAGAUUUUGCAUUCACUGACGUUGCUUUCAACCCUUGGGAUUUUAAUGAGCUCGCAGUCAUAGAUAUCAAGGGCAACUGGGCCGUCGGCAACUUAGUCAAGAAAGGAUCAAGGAACUCUCGUCUGCGAUUUUCUGCGAACAAGAGGGGCACAAUCUAUGAUCCUGAAGAGCUCUCCUCAUGGCAUAAAAUUUCGUGGGGUGCAGAAUAUUCUCGUCUGCUUCUUGUAAGUAGAUCAAGAUUAGUGGAGUUGAACUUGAAAAGGCGUUUACAGCUUGAGGUCAUUGAAGCAAAAUCAUGGUCAUCGAUUCGUGACUUUAAUCGUGUUAAUGAUCAAGUAGCUGUCUUAACCACGAGUAAAGAGAUCAUUAUGAUUCUGCUCAGAAACGAUAAUAUCGAAAGAACUAUAUCAUGGAAGCACUCUUUAGAAGCCGAAGACACGAGCAUCAAGUCAACGGUACGAACUUUUACUGGUGAAGAAUGGUUCUGUCGGCACGAAAAGCUUUUUUUCGUAUUUCUCUACUCGGGUCUGGGGCCUGAAGUUCUGGUUCAUGUGUUUUCGCAAACUGGUUUGCUGUUUCAAUCCCUUGGAACUUCUCUGCUGCAUAUUCGAGACAUUAAGAAUAGUAUGAGUUGUGUCUUUGUUCCCCAAAUUCCAUUGAGUUUUGAAGAUGACAAAUCGCGUAAACCAAAGCUCAAUUGUCUUGUACGUGAAGCUGGUGGUAGUGUCAUAUGGCAAGUUACAGUAUCGGCAGCAGAGGGAGAGUCACAGAGUUUAGAGUUUCAAAAGGGAGUUGAAAGUCUGAGCGACCGAAUUGACUUCGUGUUCACCCCGACCUCCAGAGUAAGCAAAGAGUUUACCGCGCUCAAACUUUCGCUACCGUUAGUUGAAUAUCACUCUAUUGCUUCUACUGAGGAGACUAUCUUUCAACAAUACGGGUAUGAUCUUUCGGAUGGUAUGAAUCACUAUCUAAUGAAGUGGGCACGCGAAAUGGAGAAUCCGGAACAAGUUCAAAGCCUGGAAUGUUGCUCUUUGGCAAGUCUUGCGGAACAGAUCUCUUGUGUGAGUAAUAUGGAGGAGUUUGGUUCUCUUCUUGAACAGUUCAAAGGACACUACAGGGAACAGCACGUUACCUUCACUGCUUUGGAGACUUUGACUACAUUGAUCACCGAAGAUGAUGAUGUUGCGGAUUUGGGUGUUUUUUAUAGUAAUCUCUUGCAAUGCUGGACUUUCGGUUUCCCCGAUGAUGGGCUUAUCACCAGCGAGGUUCUGAAGUCGGUUAUUUUGAAAAAUACAGGAAUCAGCAGUGUUUCUUUGCUCCCGGUUUUAGCAGCAAACGCUUACAGUGAACUUAAUGACGUACAUCGUGAAGUCGUAGAUUCGUGGGACGACCCCGUUGAUGAAAUAGAAAACAAAGCAUCUCUGUCUGAAGCAAGCAAUCGUGACAUCACCGAGCCAGAGCUCAAUUUCCCGUCGGUAAAACCCUCCCAGCAAAGCCCGCCUAAACCUAAAAGGCACAGAAAGCGAAUAUCGUCUCAAGCGUCGCAGCAGUCAUGGCCACAGCCCUUGAAUAUGUUAAUGUCACAAACUUCAACCUCUAAUAAACAUGCUACUCAUCCUGCUGAUGUCUCGAGCGUUUUGCCCCAGACCAUGACGCCGGCAUUUUCUUUAACUUCGGCUUCACAGCCCGUUCCAACACUGUCUGAUUCGCAAGGUAGAAACUCUCAAAAACUUAAAAAAAAGAAGAAGCGACUUCAAGGAUUUGGAUAG